AUGUUAGAUAAUCGCAUCGUUAUGUCGGAUACAGCGGCAGUCAAAGAUGCCCUUGGAUAUGGCAACAAAGACGGAGACCACGACGGCAGUGCCGACGAGGUUGCAGAUGUCUCGAUCAGCAGCCCACUUUUAACUAAGGUCGAUAAUUCCUCGCACGCACAGGUCGCGAACUCUGCCAAAUCGUACCACACUGCAGGCGAUACUUACAUUGUAAAAUCUACUCUCGUCAGUGAUUCUCCCCCCAGCCCUGAACCUUCUGUAAUUCCCAUAUCUCCGACGUCAUCGUCGGCACCAUCUACAUCGACACUAUCGACACCAUCGACACCAUCUUCAUUGACACCAUCUUUAUUGACACCUUCCGAGUCAUCUUCGAUCGCCUCCGAUUCCAACGUUACCAUGGCUAACAUUGAGAUCGGAUCACAACAAGCAACGCCUAUUAUCACUGAUAACAAAGACAAAUCCUCUGGGCGUCAAGCACCUCCUAUCGACCCCGAGUCCGUCGAGGAUAAGAUUCGACGCCUUACACCACCAAAAUUCCUUCCGCUGGUCAAUCAGCUUCUACUGGCAAGGUCAAAAGGAAUUGUGAAACCAUCAAGGUCCGACAUUGCUAAUGACUUAGUUCGGGUUGACAAGGAUGUGUACAAGCGCGCGCGCGCAACGAAAUUCGCGGACUAUGCUUCACUAGCGAAAGAAGCUUCUAUAAUCGAGUUUGGUGGGGGGACGACUCGAAGCAACUCAUGGAUAACGCUGCAUUCAAGGUUCAGACAGGAAUUUGAUGCACCAAAGUCAUCAACUCCUUCAACUGAUCAUAGUAACAAUCCCCCUGCACCACAGAAUAAUAUUUCUUGUGUCAAUACUUCAUCCACGGCCCCCACGCCGCCGUCAUGCACCGCAUCGCAGGAGGCCACCAAGCCAGCUCCACUGAGCCCCAGCCCUCCACCAGUUGUGCCGAUCCCGCCUCGCUUCCAGCCACUCAUCACCUGCCUAUCUAAAAUGCACCAGAAUGGGCUGUCGAAGCCCUUUCCUUCAACAGUGGGCCUAGCGAUUGGACCCGAGAUAUAUUCUAAAGCUGGGGCGUCCAGUCUGACAGAAUAUUUCAAUCAAGCAGUGGAUGUUGGUGUGGUGCAAUGCGGAGGAGAUAGUAGUCAUGCGUGGGUGAGCCUCCAUCCUGAUGUGAUGAGUGGCAAGCGCUCUUGCUAGUUUGUUCUGUGCUGUCUCCAGGCGUUACGGAGCUUUAUCUUCACUUUGUAAUUAUCUGUUGUAUAAGUAUGUGUAACUUAGCUAAGACC
Molecule: messenger RNA, 1289 nt
Organism: Suillus subalutaceus
Lineage: Eukaryota; Fungi; Basidiomycota; Agaricomycetes; Boletales; Suillaceae
Exons: 1
Coding region: 1-1200 (399 amino acids)
Source: RefSeq, a predicted model, not a curated record